GUGGCUUUUCACAUACAGCCGUACAAGGGCCGGACGGACCAGAGCGUGUAUGACAACAUCAGAUACAUUAUUGACAAGUAUGGAAAACAUGGCGCCUUCUACAAAUUCAAGUCGAGCACCGGGCGAGUACUGCCUCUGUUUUACAUCUACGACUCCUACCUGACGCCGCCCGAGUCCUGGGCAGAACUCCUGACAGCUAAAGGCGCCCGCAGCGUCAGAGGCACGCCUUACGAUGGGAUUUUCGUCGCACUCAUUGUCGAGGAGCGUCACAAAUACGACAUCCUAGCUAGCGGCUUUGACGGCAUGUACACGUACUUUGCCUCCAACGGCUUUUCGUUUGGCUCGUCCCACCAGAACUGGAAGGCCAUCAAGGCGUUCUGCGACGCAAACAAUCUGCUGUUCGUCCCGAGCGUUGGUCCCGGGUACGUGGAUACCGCCGUUCGACCGUGGAACAACCAUAACACCAGGAACCGUGUUAACGGGCGUUACUAUGACACGUCCCUGCAGGCAGCUCUGUCCGUCCGUCCAGAAAUCGUCACCGUUACGUCCUUCAACCAAUGGCACGAAGGCACACAAAUAGAGAAGGCCACGCCCAAGAAAACUGUGACCCGUUUGUAUCUAGACUAUCAGCCUAACCAAUCAGACCACUACUUGGAGCUAACACGCCAGUGGGCAGAGAACUUCAACAAAGAGAAGGACAAGUGGCUGAUGUGAGCGUCAGCUGAGCAUCGCUACAGGAUGUUGAGCUCGCUGCCGAGUCUGAGCGCUCCACAAAGCUGCCGCUCGGCGCUCUCUUCCUGUUUCGACUGCCUGUCAUGUUUUGUACAUGUUAAUAAUUCACAUGUUGAUGCUUCAGUGACGAACAGCUAACACUGGUUUUGUGAGUAGUGUGGUCCUGACUACUAAAACCAUGUGAUGUGUACAGUAACUCUACUGUGAGGUUUGUGUUGUAUUAUCCGAUGCUCAGACUGUUCUUUCCUGUCUUUCCAUGGUGACAAAUUAAACUGUGUCUGUUUACAGCUGGACAAUCAGUUGCUGAUGUGAAAA
Neolamprologus brichardi is the source of this 1047-nucleotide messenger RNA. NCBI's taxonomy places the organism in Eukaryota, Metazoa, Chordata, Actinopteri, Cichliformes, Cichlidae. The record is from RefSeq and is a predicted model, not a curated record.